AUGGCCGACGGAUUCAACCAGGCCCGCGCAGUGCGAGUGGCCGAGCUCAUCAACGACUACCGAACCCUCCUGUUACACAUCUCCCAACAGCAAGUCGAAGCGACACCCCAAGAUCUCCACGAAGAAGGCUUCGUCGUCCUACGAGAAUGCCACAACGCUGCCCAGAGACUGUUAUCGGCCGACUACCACCCAUUGCCAGUAACCGGACAAGGCAGUGCCGAGACCGAAAAGGCCGAACUACAGAGAGUCAUCAUCGACAGCAGCACCCGCCGCUUCCAAGCACACAAGAUCUACCUCCGCGCCGCCGCAGCCCGCAGAUGGGCCAUGACUCGCGCAAACAUUCUCCGCGGCCAACGACCCACGCCAGCGCACGCCGCAGCUUUGAAAGGAGCCCAUAUAGCGCUGCAACAGGAACUGGCGCGCGUCACCGACCAGUACGUCGUCGCUGACCUGCGAACUGCUGAUCUGCGGGCGGGUCAUUGGCUCGAGGAUGAUCCUUCCUUGGAUAUGAUCCGGCGCUGGAUCCAGGGGCGGUAA
Molecule: messenger RNA, 537 nt
Organism: Penicillium cinerascens
Lineage: Eukaryota; Fungi; Ascomycota; Eurotiomycetes; Eurotiales; Aspergillaceae
Exons: 3
Coding region: 1-537 (178 amino acids)
Source: RefSeq, a predicted model, not a curated record